CCACUCGAUACCUCCAGAUCAAAUGCCGCCCCAGUUUAUAUCUGAAGUUAUGAAAUCGUCCAUCCAUUAUUCUCCUGUUUUGCAGAUAAAUCCUCCUGGAAUCCUUUUGCAGCUCUCCGCUAUCCCCAAGUCCAAACUCGAGUCGUCACAAUGCCUCACCAGUCGUUGACUCGUGCCGAGGUUGCGAAGAACAACACAGAAGAUUCACUUUGGCUUGUAAUCGAUUCAAAGGUAUACGAUGUGACCGAAUUCCUGGCUGCGCACCCUGGCGGAGAAUCGGUUUUGAAGCAAGUGGCAGGACAAGACGCAACAGAGGCUUUCUAUAACCUCCACCGGCAGGAAGUCCUCCAGAAAUAUGGGAAUCUUUGCAUUGGGACAAUCGAGGGAGAAAAGCCUCAGGUCAUUGAGCACCACCCAGGCGAUUUAAGCGUCGUCCCAUACGGCGAGCCGACAUGGCUUACGCCCCAAUUCAAGAGCCCCUACUAUAAGGAGAGUCAUCGUCGUCUCCAGAGAGCGAUGAGGAUAUUCACGGACACGUAUAUAACUCCUGUGGCUCAAGAAUGCGAGAGAACAGGCCAGCAUAUACCUCAGCACCUGAUUGAUAGGAUGUCCAAAGCUGGCAUUCUCCAUAUGCGUCUUGGUCCAGGGAAACAUCUGCAUGGCGUUGAAUUGAUGGGUGGAGCUGUUAAGGGCGAGGAAUUUGAUUACUUCCAUGAUCUAAUUGUAACACAAGAACUGGUACGCGCGAAUGCUCGCGGAUUCCAGGAUGGCAACAUGGCUGGGAUGACCAUUUCUCUUACGGCCGUCCUUCAAUUUGCGAAUAAUGAAGAGUGGAAAAACAAAAUUGCCCAAGAGGUUUUUAGCGGCAAGAAGAAGAUAUGUUUAGCCAUCACGGAAGCAUUUGCCGGGUCUGAUGUUGCCGGUAUCCGGACAACUGCAGAGAAGACGAAGGAUGGAAAGUACUACAUUGUGAAUGGAACCAAGAAAUGGAUCACAAACGGAGUCUUCUGUGACUAUUUCGUGACCGGAGUGAAGACUGACAAGGGUCUUUCGGUGAUAGUUAUCGAGAGAGGUGAGGGGGUAGAAACAACUCCAAUUAAGACGGCAUACUCUGCCGCAGCAGGUACAACUUUCAUCACCUUUGACAACGUGAAAGUUCCCGUGGAGAACCUACUUGGUGUAGAGAACAAGGGAAUUCAUGUGAUACUGUCGAAUUUCAACCAUGAAAGAUGGAUGAUGACCUGUGCCGUGGUCCGUAUGAGCCGACUUGUGACAGAAGAAUGUCUCAAAUGGAGCAACCAGAGACUCGUUUUUGGGAAGAAGCUCAUUGAGCAGCCAGUAAUACGCCAAAAGCUGGCCAAAAUGAUCGCACACUGUGAAGCAAACCAAGCCUGGUUGGAGAACAUUACAUACCAAAUGACUCUCAUGCCAUAUAAGCAACAGUCUAUCCACCUUGCUGGUCCUAUCGGACUGCUGAAGAUGUUUGCUACAAGGAGUGCCCAUGAGUGUGCGGAUGAGGCCGUUCAGAUCUUCGGCGGAAGAGCUCUCACUCAAACGGGCAUGGGAAGGACAAUUGAGAUGUUCCACAGAACAUACAAGUUCGAUGCAAUCCUGGGAGGCGCAGAAGAGGUUUUGGGUGACCUUGGAGUCCGGCAGGCACUGAAGAAUAUGCCUAAAAGCAUGCUGUAGGAUGUUCUCUUGGACGAAUUUGAAACGGCCAUUUAUAUACUUAGGUACGGUACAUAUAGCCGGAAAAGAGAAGCCUUACUAGAUUCUGUAUGCUUGGUCACUGCUUUUGCAGCAUGGCAGAGUAAAUGUAUAGAUCAAGAAUUAUAUCACCACUGCUUCUGUUUAGCCAU
This is a messenger RNA of Amorphotheca resinae ATCC 22711, 1859 nucleotides long. RefSeq lists its product as hypothetical. Gene Ontology annotation, molecular function: acyl-CoA dehydrogenase activity; heme binding; flavin adenine dinucleotide binding. Bases 151 to 1689 code for a protein of 512 amino acids. Lineage: Eukaryota; Fungi; Ascomycota; Leotiomycetes; Helotiales; Amorphothecaceae. The transcript is spliced from 9 exons. The record is from RefSeq and is a predicted model, not a curated record.